Messenger RNA from Eucalyptus grandis, 921 nucleotides. Its product is annotated as glucosidase 2 subunit beta-like. The record is from RefSeq and is a predicted model, not a curated record. The transcript is spliced from 6 exons. Gene Ontology annotation, cellular component: nucleus; pre-snoRNP complex. Bases 1 to 921 code for a protein of 306 amino acids. Gene Ontology annotation, biological process: snoRNA localization; box C/D snoRNP assembly; maturation of LSU-rRNA from tricistronic rRNA transcript (SSU-rRNA, 5.8S rRNA, LSU-rRNA). NCBI's taxonomy places the organism in Eukaryota, Viridiplantae, Streptophyta, Magnoliopsida, Myrtales, Myrtaceae.
AUGAGAAAAGAAAAACAAGAGAGGGAAAAAGAGAAGCUGAGGGGAAAGCUGGCAAAGAGAAACCCAAAACAGCUAAGGAAAUUGAUCAAGAGAGAAUUGAAAAGGGUGGAGGAGGUGAAAGUGAUACGUCAACUACAGAGAGAUUCGGAAGAAGAUUUGGCAGCAGAACAUGAUCAUCUAUCGACUGGAGUCCAAGAUAAGGGAAUUACGCAUGCUGUGGAAGAGAAAGAUGAGUUUUUAACACCGGCAAAUGAGGAAGAGUCAAUUGUAUCAUCUGAACCUAUUGUUGAUGCUGAAAGCAAGGUGGCUAAUGGUUAUAUAGAUGCAGAAGGAGAUGACGCAUCUGAGAAUGCUGACGAACUGUCAAAGGAAGAGUUGGGUCAACUUGUUGCUUCUCGUUGGACAGGGGAAAAGACAGAGAAGGAAAGCGGGGAAGACUUUGCAAGAGAUAAUAAUAAUGAGGAACAAAGUAGGGAGAUCCCAAAAGACACGCGUGAUGGUAUUGAUGAUAUAUAUGCGUUAGAAACUGCUGACAGCAAAAAGAAUGAGUAUGAUAACGUGGAAGAUGCGUUUGAUGAAGAUUCUGCAGUGAACGAUCAUUAUGAUUUCAGUUCUCAUUACAAAGAUGGAUCAGUUAGUGACUCAGACGAUGAAUUAGACUUUGAAGACUAUAAUUUGCUCGAGGAAGUGAAGAGGGUGACUGAAGCAGCUCACAGAACAAGAACUAAAUUAAGUGUGCAUCCUUAUUUUAAGUUGCCGUUUCCCCUCCAAAACCUCCGGCGUGCAGCUGCUAGUAGGAGAACGAAACUCUUGUUCCUUCCAAGUGGACUGUCAAAAAGGGGCCGAAAUCAGUCUCGAUAUGAGCAAAGGAAGAAAUUUAUUUCAUGGACGAUUUCACUUGACAGAUGUGUUAUCAUGUGA